Molecule: messenger RNA, 1044 nt
Organism: Salarias fasciatus (jewelled blenny)
Lineage: Eukaryota; Metazoa; Chordata; Actinopteri; Blenniiformes; Blenniidae
Gene: vax2
Product: ventral anterior homeobox 2
Biological process (GO): neuron differentiation; brain development; central nervous system development
Cellular component (GO): nucleus
Molecular function (GO): DNA-binding transcription factor activity, RNA polymerase II-specific; RNA polymerase II cis-regulatory region sequence-specific DNA binding
Source: RefSeq, a predicted model, not a curated record
AGAGGAGGGCAUGCUGGCCCCGUCUCUGGAGAACAUUUGCAAAGAGGAGAGGAAAGUAGAGAGAGUGGAGUGAGCAGCAGCGGGCAGCAGGAGGAGGAGAGAUUAUUUUAGAGAUUGUAACUUAACUUGUAGAUGUUCGAUCAGGCCACGACUAUGGGCGAUGGGAGCCACCGCUGUGGACCCAACCCGCUGUGCCCGGACCGGAUGGAGAGCAAGUGCCGCGCCGAGGUCGGGAGCCGGUCCCCGGUGCAGAGCUCCACCGACACCCCGGGGACCUCGGCGUCCACUCCGACAUCCUCCAGCGAAGACGGCCACGACAAACUUUUGGGAGUAGAUCCAGACUACUGCCGGAGGAUAUUAGUGAGGGGUGAACCCAAAGGCACCAUUCCGGAGAUCGUCCUGCCCAAAGGCCUGGACCUGGACCGGCCCAAGCACCGGACCUCCUUCACGGCGGAGCAGCUGUACCGGCUGGAGCUGGAGUAGCGGUGCCAGUACGUGGUGGGCCGAGAGCGCACGGAGCUGGCGAGGCAGCUCAACCUCUCCGAGACGCAGGUCAAAGUUUGGUUCCAGAACCGCCGUACCAAGCAGAAGAAGGACACCACCAAGGACUCGGACAAGCGCUCGUCCUCCACGUCCGAGUCUCUGGCCACGUGCAACAUCCUGCGCCCUGAGCAGGGCCGCCUGCUGUCGGGCCCCGCCCCGCCCAACCCCCUGCUGGGCCCGCCGGGCCACCCGGCCAACGGCUCCCUGCUGAGCAGCCCCGGCGGCGGCUCGUCCACCUCGCCGGGGAUCGGCGGCGGCACGCCGCCCAGCUCCCUGCCGGGCGGGACGUUCGGACUGUCGCUGCCGUCGCUGGGCGGCGCCCCGCCCUCGCCGCGCCUGGGCGUGCCGCCGCCGCACUCCCUCUGCUUCUCCAUGCCGCUGCUGGGCGGCGCCCACCACGAACUGACGUCGGCCUACGGCUGCGGCUCCUCGGCCUUCGAGCCGUACAUGCGCCUGGACAGGAAGGAGGCGGACCUGGGCGGCAAGAAGACGGUUUCCUAA